Messenger RNA from Peronospora farinosa, 2070 nucleotides. NCBI's taxonomy places the organism in Eukaryota, Oomycota, Peronosporomycetes, Peronosporales, Peronosporaceae. The record is from the annotation of a GenBank genome assembly.
AUGCUAAAGAGGGAUUUUCUAUCAGAAAAUCCGGAUAGUAUCCGCGACAUUUUCGAGCUGAAAGUCCAAGUUGAGCACAAAGGGACGAGGACGGACAUGGCGACGAAUGAAUUGGCGGCAAUCCUAGCACGGCGCCGUGCCAAGGCCGGUGGAGAAAGCGAACCUUCUAUUCCCGCAGUAAAGCAGAGCGUUCCCCAUACGACGUCAUCGGCCGCUACAAGUUCCAUCGCCGAACGGAUCGCUCGUCUUAAGCAGCAAAGCAUGAUCGCCAGCGGUUCCGGGGACGCGGCUCCAGCGUUACGAUUUAACCACCUAAUACCGGUAUCAGAGCCGUCGGAUGAUUUGCGUCAAACGAGCAGUAGCAGCAGUGAUGUGAGUAUGACGUCUACAGCGUCACAACCAGUCGAUACAUCGGCGGUAGCUACUGCUCAAGAGGCAGCAGGACUUUGUCAAGCUUCUAACAAGAUUCAGCAGCUUCAAGGCAGUCUUGGGAUCAAUGUAAACCCAUUUGGACGUCCAGGAGGACCAUCAAAUGGGAGAUCUCGAAAGCUUGCGGGUUAUCAACGGGAAUCGAUCAUGAGAACUGGAGAGGAAGAAUAUGGACAUCGACAACAUGCUAUGGGUGUAGCAAUGCCAGGUCUGACAGGAUCAGCUAUUCCAAUGCCUGGACUAACAAAGGCGGGAUUUUGUCUUCCUGGAAUGGCUCCCGAAGGGGCACUGAGAACUGAAAUAUCUAGUACAGCGCUGAAUGACUCUCAUGCGACGAUGAACCGUGUUGCGGGACCCAAGCGUCGUGGCCCAACGCGGCCUCCACCUGGAGCUUUCCGGAUCCCGACAAUGGCAGCACCGAUUAUUGAUACGGUUCAGCCUUUUCAAGCACCUGUAACUGAGCGUACAGUUGUUCCCGCGGCGGCGGUGGCACGUGCUGAAAUUUCGGAGCCGAAAGCCCCAGAAGCUCCAGCUCUGGUAUCAUUACCGGCACCUGUGGCUGCAAACUUGUUCCCAACACCGUUUCCUGAACCUUCUCUUCGUUCAGCUUCAGAGUUUGCCCCUGUGCUAACACCAACACCGACACCUGUACCAGUUCCUACUGCCGCAGCGACCAUGCAGAAGCUGCCGGAACCUGAGCUGAUGCCAUCGAUGAAACCUUACGAGCUUCAUGAUGACCCGUUUGCACCAGUAUAUGAUAACUCAACGGACCAAAACACGCACGCACCAGCCGGAUUUCCUAGUGCGUUGAUGGCGAACUUUUCCAUGGACGAGCUAGUAAUCGAUGACCAACCAAAGCCAAUACCAGCGACCACAUCGACCUCAUCAUCCACAUCGGCUACGUCACUCUUUGGAGCAAGUUGUAGUACACCAGUAGCGGUAUCUGAAUCUUACUCGCCUUCACCAGCCACUCCUGUACCAGCACCUGCACAGGCUUUUGCCACGCCUGCAGCAAUUCCGGAACGGGUUCCUUCUCCAACUCGUGUACCCGCCCCAGCGCCACCCGCACCUACUCCCGCACCCGUAGUUGCACCGACGCCAACGCCAGAAGCUUCUAUCUCCGCACCGGCACCCGAAGUUGUAUCAUCCCCGACGCCUUCAGCUUCUGCGCCAGCACCGGCACCCGCACUUGUAUCCACACCGACGCCAGCGGCAACAAAAUCCUCCCCAGCACCGGCGUCGGGUUCGUAUCUGUUCGGCGUUGCUGUGUCGGCGGCCUCAGACGGUGAUGACUCGAGCGAGAGUGACUGGAGCGAUGAAGAUAAUGGUGGCCAGUCGUUAUUUGGUGCACCAAGCAAAGCAGAGCCGGCAGCUCUAGCUCCAACACUUGUGACACCAUCGCUGCCCACUCCAGAGCUUCACCAGACGCCGGCGGCCACUAGCGCCAGUCUCUUUGGAUCAUGCGCACCAGUACCUGCACCUGCUGUCUCAGCCCCUGGAUUCGUGCACGCUGCACCGCAGACAACCAUCCCUUCUGCACCCUAUAGCUCGCUCUUCGGUGAGGCUGCUAGCAGUAGCAGUGAUAGUGACAGCGACAGCGACGAUGAAAGUGGCCUCUUUGGGGAACCGUCGAAUCGAUAA